UUUUGUAUUCCCUUUGGAAUCUUACGUCUUUGUUAUGCUAGCCAGUGCUACAACAACAUUAGCCUCGGCUAAACUAGCCGAAAGCUAACGGUGACUUUUUACUGUGUGCACGUCUGUCCCAGAUAAACAGUCGAAAUCGAAAGAACCGACUGUGAGGCUUUCGUGGUAUUUAAGGCAGGGCGAGGAAGGAGAAUCGUCUUCACUGUUAGCGCGGGAGAACAGCUGGAUUGUUCUGCUUCUGUUUCUUCUCGCUGGUUCUCCUCGUUAUCCAGCUAGCAGCUGCCUGCCAGUGAAAAGCACCGGAGCCAAAUGGCUGAACCCUCUUCAUGCAGAAACGGGCUGCAGCGUGGCUUCGCUGAAUUAGCCUCGAACCUGUGGUCUCUUCCGCUGUCUUUCAUGUCCUGGUGUAUUUUACACAUCUGCAUGAUGACAGCUGCUCUCUGGGUCUACGGUCAUGAGUGUGUCAGACUUAGAUGCUGUCAUGGACCCUGGCGCCGCAUCUGUCACUUCAACCGAAUCUUCAGAGGAAAGUCCGGGAGAAGUUGACGCGAAGGACGUCUCCGAAUCGGAUUCCACUGACGCCUCCACCGCCACUGAGCCCGAGAAAAAGUCUGAGAGCGGCGCGUCCGACAGGAGUUUCCCUUGCAUUGUCUGCGGCAAGGCCUUUGACCGGCCGUCUAAGCUGCAGAGGCACAGAACCGUACACACGAGGAAGCCCAAAGCCCUUCACCAGUGUCAGCACUGCGACAAGAGUUUCACGCAACAAGAGAAGCUGAUCCGACACCAGAACUGCCACAGCAGGACUAACAAGCACCCCUGUCCCGACUGUGGGAAGGUGUUCAACAGGCCUUCGAGGCUCGAACGGCACAAGCGCACGCACUCCAAGACGCCGAAGGUGCCCCAUCAGUGCUCGUACUGCAAGAAGACGUUCAGCAAGCUCAACAAGCUCGUCCGUCACAAGCGGAUGCACACGGGGGAGAAGCCCUUCACCUGCUCGGUGUGCGGGAAAGGGUUCUCGGAGUCGGGCCACUGCAAGGCGCACGAGAAGACUCACCAGGAGCAGCCGGAGAAACCGCACUCCUGCGCCGACUGCGGGAUGUGCUUCUUCAAGGCCUCAGAGCUUCGUCGGCACUUCCGCUCCCACACAGGGGAGAAACCGUUCCGGUGCGGCGAGUGCGAGAGCCGCUUCUCCCGUUCCGAGGGGCUAAAGAGGCACAUGAGGAGCCACACGGGGGACAGACCGUACAAGUGCAUCAUCUGCGCCAAGGGGUUUUAUUCACGCCAGGACCUGAACAUUCACGGGUUGACCCAUUCGGGGGAGAAACCACACCUUUGCCCCGUGUGCGGCAAGGGCUUCUCGCAGCUGGGCAACAUGAAAGAGCACGAGCAGAACGUCCACAUCAAGUCCGAGAAGUACAUUUGCAACGAAUGCGGGGCGACAUUCACAAGGUACAAGUCACUGACAAAACACCAGAGGACGCACACAGGAGAGAGACCCUACGUGUGCCUCACUUGCGGUCGCAGGUUUUCAUGGAGCCACUCUCUCAGCAGACACCGGCGGUCGCACACACACCGACAGAUGUCGAUGGACACGUCUGAGGACAAAUUAAGUUCUGAAGGAGCCUCGAUGGAGCUUCAGUCCACAUAAAGUGUGGUAUUUUCUAGCGUGGUGAGAAGUGAUUCUGAAGCUUUGUGGAUAUUCACUUUGCAGACUGCCUUAUUUGCACACAAAAUAUCAGUUAGAUGUUCUUAGCACAGGCCUCCAAAUUAGAUUUUGUACCUCAGUAUUUCUGUUGAUUCCAGUUGUGUUCUAUUCAUUGAGUGAAGGUAGACCAUUUGGCUAUUUGAGGGCACUGCUAUAAGUUUACAUCUUCCUUUCUGACAGAUUUGGACUUGCCUCAUAGCUAGUGUGGAAGAAUACCAUGUUACCAAAAGAUGUGUGACAACCAUAGUAGAGUUUCCCAAGACCUGAACUUGUACUUGACCUGCAACCGAACUGAUACUGGAAACAAUUUUUUUUUCUUUGAGUACCUGGUUCUAGUGUUUGACUUCAUCUCCUGUUGUCCUCUAUUUCACGUAAAAAGCCAGUAGCUCAGUGAUUGGUCCAAAAACGUACUUUCUCUUUCCAAUUGUUUUUGAAAGUAACAAAAACACUAAAAUGUCAAAAAGAACACUUUAUUUGUGCUUUAUUGUCCAUCUUUUUUAAAGAAAAGGAAUAUGUAAUGUGCUGAACUCUCCUGGUUAUGCUGACAAAGAUGUGAAUUAAGACUUUUAGCAACUUAAGUCUCUAAAGAUAUUGAAUAGAAAUUACUGUAUAGUCACUAAUAAACUGUUUUCAUAACAUUUUAAGCAA
Messenger RNA from Pungitius pungitius (ninespine stickleback), 2353 nucleotides. RefSeq names its product zinc finger protein 436-like. Bases 455 to 1648 code for a protein of 397 amino acids. Gene Ontology annotation, molecular function: RNA polymerase II cis-regulatory region sequence-specific DNA binding; DNA-binding transcription factor activity, RNA polymerase II-specific. The transcript is spliced from 3 exons. The record is from RefSeq and is a predicted model, not a curated record. Gene Ontology annotation, biological process: regulation of transcription by RNA polymerase II. NCBI's taxonomy places the organism in Eukaryota, Metazoa, Chordata, Actinopteri, Perciformes, Gasterosteidae. Gene Ontology annotation, cellular component: nucleus.